AAAGACCAGUAGACGUGCGCAAUGUCACCCCCAAAGGAGAAGGACGUGCUGUCCAUUAAGGACGGACAUUUCGUGGACCAACAUGGCCGUGUCACACUGUUGCGUGGUGUGAAUCUCGGUGGCUCGUCCAAGCUGCCUUUCAGUUACGGACACACCGACGAUCAGGACAUGAGCGACUUCUUCGAUGGCGCCGCCUCCGUGUCGUUUAUUGGUCGCCCAUUCCCUCUAGAGGAGGCGGACUUGCACUUGUCGCGUCUGCAGCGUUGGGGACUCACGUUUCUGCGCUUCAUCGUGACGUGGGAGGCCAUCGAGCACGCCGGACCAGGCCAGAUCGACCACGAAUACCUCAAAUACAUUCGUGCAGUUGUGGAGAAGGCUGCAGACUAUAACAUGCAAGUGUACAUUGACCCGCACCAAGACGUCUGGUCCCGCUGGACGGGAGGUGACGGAGCCCCCAUGUGGACGCUGGAAUGCAUCGGCUUUGAGCCUCGCAACUUCGAGCCCACCAAGGCAGCUUUGUGUCUCGAGACGUGCGGACUACCAGCCUCCAAGUUCCCAAAGAUGAUCUGGCCGACAAACUACGGUAAACUGGCGUGUGCCACCAUGUUCACGCUCUUCUGGGCCGGUAAGAAAUACGCACCCAAAUGUUACGUGGACGGUGUGCAGAUCCAGGAGUAUCUACAGUCGUACUACUUGGAUUCACUCGUGGCUCUGGCUGAAGCCUUGAAGGGCCUGACGAAUGUUGUGGGGUUCGGCACGAUGAACGAGCCUUCGAGUGGGUUUAUCGGCGUCAAGGACCUCAACAAAUCUGUGGGGAUCAUCCAGAACGGAUACGCGCCCACUGCGUUGCAAGGGAUGGCGUUGGGCGAAGGUGUGGCGCAAGAUGUGGACGUCUGGAAUGCGGGAAUCAGGACGAUGAUUCGUGGUAAACCGUCUCGAGUGGAAAUCGUGGAUCCAAAUGGUGUGCGAGCGUGGAAAGAAGGCUUCGGAUGUGUGUGGAAAGAGGCGGGCGUGUGGCAUUUCGACGCCGAAGGGAAGCCUCAAGUGCUGAAACCGGAUUACUUCAGCGACGCUGACUUUGGCAAGGACUUUUACUUGCCAUUCGCCAAAACAUUCACGAAAAGACUGCAACAAGUCUUCGCAAACGCCAUGAUCUUCGUUGAGAUGCCCCCCGUGGACUUUGGCGACACGGAAUUCCCUCAAAUAAGCAACGAGGACAUCCCGAAUGCAGUGAAUGCCAUGCAUUGGUACGACAGCAUCACGCUCCUCACUACGACGUGGCGUUCGUACUUCACGGUGGACUUUGCCAGUGGCAAACCUGCAUUCGGUAACAAGUCUCUACGCAAGGUCCACCAACAACAACUCGCUCAUGUCGCCAGCUUUGGUCGGAACAAGAUGAACAACGCUCCGACGUUGAUCGGAGAGACUGGCAUCCCGUACAACAUGAACGACGCUCGUGCGUACAUCAGCGGAGACUACUCGGCGCAGAUUGAGGCCAUGGACAACACCAUCUCGAAUCUCGAGUCCCAGUUGCUGUCGUACACUUUGUGGAACUACACGGCGGACAACUCGCACGAGUUUGGAGAUCUGUGGAACCUGGAAGACCUGAGUAUCAGCAGUCCAGACUCGGAAGCGCUGGCGAUUCGUCUUGCUGGAGGCCACACGCGACGUCGGGAUGAUCCUGCGCGUGGCUUAAAGGGAUUUGCUCGUCCGUACGCUCGCAAGAUCACUGGCGUGCCUCUCAAGUCGACGUUCACUAUGGCUACAGCCGAGUAUGUGCUGGAGUACGUGUCGGGCAACACGAAAGCGUCAGCUCCGACCGAGAUCUACGUGCCGUAUGUACGCUACCCGGGUGGCUACCGAGUGACGUCGUCGGAUGGCCAAUGCACCAUCAAGAAGCACGAGAACUACGACAUUGUCACACGCGCCAACGCUCCGCUGUACAUCGCUCUGGCCGUCACUGCUGUUGCCGUCCCGCUGCUUACUCUGUACAAGCGUAGAUGA
Molecule: messenger RNA, 2004 nt
Organism: Phytophthora infestans T30-4
Lineage: Eukaryota; Oomycota; Peronosporomycetes; Peronosporales; Peronosporaceae
Exons: 2
Coding region: 22-2004 (660 amino acids)
Molecular function (GO): beta-glucosidase activity
Source: RefSeq, a predicted model, not a curated record